Molecule: messenger RNA, 1080 nt
Organism: Aspergillus versicolor CBS 583.65
Lineage: Eukaryota; Fungi; Ascomycota; Eurotiomycetes; Eurotiales; Aspergillaceae
Product: HAD family hydrolase
Exons: 1
Coding region: 178-927 (249 amino acids)
Source: RefSeq, a predicted model, not a curated record
GACGCUGAGAAUGAGAUCAAGUGGUGGACUCUGGAUGCAAGGGACAUGAACGAGGUAGAAAGAUGGACCUGGAAGAGAGCACGCAAUUUCGGCGCUAAACCAAACUCCAUAUCUCAUCCAUCCGUCCACGUAUCUGAUAAAUAAAACCGCGCUUCUUUGUAAUUUGGAAUCCGCAACAUGACGGCUAAAGAUACAGCUUCUUUCCAAAACCUCCUUCAAGCCAAAGAAUGGUUCGGCUUCGAUCUGGACGACACACUCCACGAGUUCCGCAAAUCAUCCGCCGCCGCAUCACUUAGUGUAUUCAAUAAAAUCCACAACGACUACUCCGUCCCCAUUUCAGCCCUUCAAUCAUCAUACAAUGCAAUUCUCGCUUCAAAGACAGCGGGAGCCUUCUCCGACGGUAAAUCAUCAACCGAGUACCGGAGAGAGAGAUUCACCGCGCUACUGCAGAGCCAGGGAAUCCAUAUUCCCGGCCUAGAGGAAUACAUGGACUCUAUUUUGGAAUUGUAUAAGAUGUCUCUUGCUACUUCGCUGACUUUGAAACACGGUGCUUUGGACUUACUUGCGAAGCUGAAGGAGCUCGGGAAGAGGGUUAUUGUCAUCACUGAGGGUCCACGGGAUGCGCAGGAAUGGACAAUCGAGCAACUUGGGCUGAAGACGUUUGUAGAUGUUCUUGUUACGUCGAAUGAACUGGGGUCCUCGAAGACGGAUGGGCUGUUUCGAGAGGUAUUGCGGCGGCAGCGAAUUCGGGCUGACGAGAUGGUUUAUAUUGGGGAUAAUGAAGUUCGAGAUGUCUUAUCGGCGCGGGAAGAAAGGAUCUUGGCUGUUCAUUUUGAUGAGAAGUCUACGAUAUCCAUCGAUUUUGCGGGUUCUUUUCCGAAGGUGAAUAGUUUAGUUGAGUUGUACUCUAUGCUUGGAACAUCUUGAUGGGUGCGGUUUUGCGAUUUGUAAAACAUCAAAAGGUGCCUAGAUACCGAUAGAGGCGAUCCAAUACUAGCCAUUUAUCUUUUCGUGCCUGGUGUAUGAACGAGUUUUAGAGAUGCUAUUCAAGGCACUGGAAUCACCAAUAUCAUCUGCUCU